Molecule: messenger RNA, 200 nt
Organism: Adineta steineri
Lineage: Eukaryota; Metazoa; Rotifera; Eurotatoria; Adinetida; Adinetidae
Source: the annotation of a GenBank genome assembly
UGGGUAAGUCAUUUGUUUUCAAGAAACAAUACAAUUGUCUCUUGUUCUGUCUGUUAGUUAUGGGAAUGACUAUGGCUCAAUAUUAUGUACGUGCCUGCGGCCCAUGUAGAGAUGGUCCAACUGUUCAUCAGUGUUGCCUAAGACACGGCUAUCACGGAGGAUUUUGUCAAGAUCGUCGAUUUCCUUUAUGUUUUGUAUGA